This is a messenger RNA of Ostrinia furnacalis (Asian corn borer), 897 nucleotides long. RefSeq lists its product as hypothetical. Lineage: Eukaryota; Metazoa; Arthropoda; Insecta; Lepidoptera; Crambidae. The record is from RefSeq and is a predicted model, not a curated record. Bases 97 to 564 code for a protein of 155 amino acids. The transcript has 4 exons.
ACACCUCUAUGGUCUAUCCAAUCCUUCCAGUAUAAAAGAGGUAACGCAACCAACAACAGCAUUCAGUAGCUAUCGAGCAGUCAAACGAAGUGCACGAUGAGAUUUCUGAUCGCUUUCGCCGCCAUCCUCGGCUACGCCUCCGCGAGCGUCAUCGCGCCCUUGGUCUACGGCAUCAACCACGGAGAUGCGCAGGCCGCGGCCAUCGACGCGAGCGUCGCCGCGCAAGACCACGCGCGCGCCGCUGUGGAAGGACAAGCGCGCGCCGCCGAGGCUGCCGUGCAGUUCAACACUGAGGCAGUGAGACAGGUUGCCGAGGCCAGCCGUGACAUCAACGAGAACGCUUACUGGAACGGAGUGGCUCACUCCCAGAACGUCGUCGCCGCCGCCCAAUCCCAAGCCGCCGCCAUUGACGGCGCCGCCCAUGCUGCCCGUGCUGCCCACCUCGGAGUCGCUGGUAUCGCCCCCUACGCCGCCGCCCCCUACGUCGCCGCCGCUCCCUACGUCGCCGCCGCCCCCUACGGUCUUGGUCUCGGCGUCCACGGCCUUGGCUACCGCGCUUGGUAAACGGACAACGACCGCCGUUAUUAAUAACUGUUAAUUAACAUACCGUUAAUACCGGUAUUUUGAAAAUAACGUUACGUUAUUUUGAAAUACCGAUAUUUUUAACGAGUUAUUAAUAAUGGCAAUACCUUGUUGGUUAGUGGCGUACUAACUGGCGAUGUGAAGAGUGCGAGUGUUGGCAACACUGGGAAUUUUACAAUGAGCAGUGUUGCCAACAUAACGCGUAGUAUUACCAACCUCAACGUCAAACGGAAGGAAGCUUGCUCAAUAAAAAUAAACACAAAGGUCUCAAUAUGUAACUCUCUUUGUAAAUAUCUACAAAUGUCAUGCCAUCAC